UUGUCGUCUGCGUCUGCAGUCGACUGUUCAGUUUCUGUGCUGAAAAAUAUGUAAACACAUUUCUUCAGUGUGCAAUUUUCUUUAAUUUUUAACACAAUGGCCGAAACAGAACCAGAUUUACAACAUGAUUCUCCAUCUCCUCCAUCAUCGCCAGAUUCAGUAGCAGCUGAGGUCGAAGAGGAAGAAGAUCCGGGUAUUGAUCAAGCUGACCUUGAAAGAAUUUACAAAAAUCUUCAAGGACCUUUGCUAUGGGGUUUGCCCGAGUUCAAUGAAACUAAAAUGUCUCGCCACAUUUAUAGAAUAAGGGACUUACUGCUUGUGCCUCAUAGUACCUGGGGUGCUGUUGUUCUUCGUUUCACCUUAUGCUGGUUAUAUUUUAAGCAUGGCGAAGUAGAUCAAAGCAGGGCACAACUUUCAGAAAUUGAUGCCCUAGUACAGACUGUGGAGUGGAGUGGAGAAGAUGGCGCAUUGCUACGUCGUUGCUUAGAUGGAGUGGAACACGUCCUUCAAACUACUUGGGUUCAUCUUGCCCAUAGAAAUGUGCCAUUACGAGACAUGUGGUUUGAGUUGGCUCAAAUCACUCCUUUCAAAGACUUGAGCCCUCAACAGCAAGCGGCAGUGUGGGGCCUUCAGGCUUCCUGUCGCUACUGCUUUUUUGAGUGGGUUGGCUUUAGGUUGAAAGCUGCUGCGAUAAGAGCCCAAGAACUUUAUCCUCGGGAGCCCGAAUGGCAAAGGGUGUAUGGCGACCAGCCUGCAAGUGUAGUAGGGGAUGCCUUCACUCCACAUAUUGCCAUCUAUGGUGCAACCUGGCAUCUUCAAAAGAAAAGGCCUGAGCCGGCCCGAGAGCUCCUCAGGCGAGCACUUACAGCUUGGCCAGAAAAUGCCUUUGUUCAGCUGAAUGCAGCUGUUAUGUUUGCUAGGGAGAAAAGCUCUAUACGUGAUGAAGAGAUGGCUGAGAAAUGCUCUGCUGCAGCAGUUCGGAUUGCACCAGAUUGUGUGAUAGCAAAUGUUGUGAGAAGAAUGGUUAUACCAUCCCACCAUGCCCCUUGCCUUGCUUUGUGCGAAACUACUUAUGGCAAAAAUGUCCUGGCUCUUCUGCCUUUUAUGAGCACUGGCACAUUUUCUUUAGAGGUAAUCAUGAGAGGGUUCUUCAUGCGAUGAUUUUUGCAUUUGUUUAUGUCCAUACUUAAACAUAUUGCACUCAUAACUCUGAAGAUGCUGAAUCAACUGGUGUUUAUAAGAAGCAAAUACGUUUUCAGCUCUGUCUCAAGCAAUAAACUUCAUUAUUCUAGUAACAUAGGUUAUUUCUUUUGAGUUUUUUAGACCAAAGUGAGUCUGGACAAAGUUAGUAUGGUCAUUUUUAGAUGAGAAAUCAGGAUAUAGAGUUUCAUUUCUUUAGCUUUAUUGUACUAUUUGACUCAGGAAAUUCAUGAUUGUGAUGUGCUUCUAAUGAAAUUAUGAGUAGGGUUUACACUGAGACAUAUAUGGGAAGUUGCCUUUCAAUCUUCAUCACGUUUUCAAUGCAUUUUCAUGAUAAUUAAUUCCCGAGGUAUUGCCAUUCAACCAAAAAGUGGCAAGCUAAUAUCUGGUGCCAAACUGAAUUUCCAAAUGGCUUUAGAGGAAUUUUUGUGUUUCUGUCAAAGGAAGAAUUCCAUUUAAGCUCAGCUAUUGAGUCCAUGUAUCAGCUGGUAAUUGGGUGUUGCAGCAUCAAGUCUGAUGCAUUGCUAUACAGCUGUGUUGGAAUGGAACCCUCUUUCUUCUUAUUAUUUUAUUUUUUGCCCACAUAAUGUGAGGUUUUUAGUAACAGGUUUUCAAAUUGAUAUUUAUGUAACUUUCACCUCAUUGUGAUAUGUAACAUAAUUUUUAUGAUAAUCAAUAUUUCCAGCUUCUCUUUCAAA
Molecule: messenger RNA, 1898 nt
Organism: Thrips palmi
Lineage: Eukaryota; Metazoa; Arthropoda; Insecta; Thysanoptera; Thripidae
Exons: 7
Coding region: 97-1161 (354 amino acids)
Molecular function (GO): protein binding
Source: RefSeq, a predicted model, not a curated record